Molecule: messenger RNA, 1044 nt
Organism: Carya illinoinensis
Lineage: Eukaryota; Viridiplantae; Streptophyta; Magnoliopsida; Fagales; Juglandaceae
Product: putative U-box domain-containing protein 55
Exons: 5
Coding region: 1-1044 (347 amino acids)
Source: RefSeq, a predicted model, not a curated record
AUGGCAAGUAGUAGGCAUAAGACUUCAGGAAAUUCCGUGGCCGAGGAUAUGAUCACAUACGUUGCGGUGGGAAAAGAUGUGAAAGACUGCAAGUCAAUUCUGUCUUGGGCUUUACAGACAAGCGGCGGAAGCAGGAUUUGCAUCAUUCAUGUUCACAAGCCUGCAAAGCUGUUCCCUUUAGUGCGAAGCUUACUGACGGAAAGGAAGGUCACAGAACGCCUGGAAACUGGUAAACAAAAUAUGAAUGCAAUCAUGGAGGAAUACCUUCUUUUCUGCCAACAAAAGGGGGUACAUGCACAAACGCUAACCAUUGAAAUGGACUCUAUCAGGAAGGGAAUCCUAAAACUCAUCUUUGAACAUGGGAUAAGGAAGCUUGUCAUAGGAUCAACAUCGGCCAAUCACUAUAGAAGAAAAGUGGAACUGGGGUCUAAGAAAGCAAAGCAUCUGUGUAAAACUGCACCCGAAUCCUGUCAAGUACAAGUCAUUUGCAAGGGCCACCUAAUCUUUACCAGGGAAGCAAGUGCAACAGAUACUGAAACUGGACAAUCAAACCUAAAUAGAUCAUGGUCUGGUCCUCCGGGGUCCAACAACAGCGGCGGCAGUCCCGUAAUUGAAUACUCAGACUUCUCCAAAUUUCGGUCUAAUACGGUUGGGGGUAAUAGAACCACUGCUCUGGCUGCUCUAGUUGAUCCUUUACAGGAACGUUCUAAAGAGCUUUCAUCUCCAAUGAGUCCUAGGGGUUCUAGUUACUCAGCAAGCUCUCCCACAAGAGAGGUUGAAAUAACUCUAAAUUCAUGGAAAGAUAGAAAUUGCAACGCAUUGCAGGAUAGCCGCUCACUCUCUCCGGCGGCGGCUAUGGAUUAUUCAAGAAACUCUUCUACCCUGGAGCUUGCUCCUUCAGUUCUGCAACAAAGUCCGAGGUUGAUUUCCAGUUCAAGUAACAUAUCAACUUCUUCUAAUGGAGCUCAAAAUGUUGUGGUAUGUACAAAGCAUUUUGUUAAAUUCUAUUUUGUGUUUGCAAAUUGUUUGCCAAAACAUGUUUAA